AUGAGGAAUAUUUGUAACUUUGUAGUUGCUGUGGGUGCAGAGGGAUGGUUUCACAUGUUUGACCUGUCUGCAGUGGCAGGAGCCAAGUCAGAUUCAUCCAGCCAGCAGGAGGCGCUGUUCUCUGACGACCAGAAACCCUGCUUCUCUCAGCACAUUCCUGCCAGCACCAAAGUCAUCCUUAUUAGUGACAUAGAUGGGGAUGGGCGCAGUGAGCUUGUAGUGGGAUACACAGACCGUGUGGUGAGAGCGUUCCGCUGGGAGGAGCCCACCGAUUCCUCAGACCUGAGCUCUGGACAGCUGGUCCUGCUGAAGAAGUGGCUUCUGGAGGGACAGGUGGACAGCCUGUCAGUAAACCCAGACCUAGAGGGUCUUCCUGAACUGAUGGUGUCCCAGCCUGGUUGUGGCUUUGCCAUCCUGCUGUGCACAUGGACACAACAGGGCUCCUCUGAGGCAGGGCCGGGGGAGGAGGCUCCACCCACUCCUGGCAGCACUGAGUGCUGCUGUAAACGCACACUGAAACUGAUGGACAGUUCAGAGCAGUUGAAGUGGUCAGUGCAGGUGGAUCACCAGCUUUUUGCUCUGCAGAAGCUGGACAUCACAGGCGACGGCAGAGAGGAGGUGGCGUGUGCCUGGGAUGGUCAGACCUACAUCAUCGACCACAACCGCAUGGUGGUGCGGUUUCAGGUUGACGAGAUCGUCAAUGCUUUCUGUGCAGGUCAGUACACCUGUAAGGAUGGCAAGAACAGCCCCUGUCUGGUGUACGUCAGCUUCAACCACAAGAUCUAUGUGUACUGGAGGGUGGAGCUGGAGCGCAUGGAGCCCACCCAUCUCCUUAGGGUCCUGGAGGAGAGACCAGAGUUCAAGGCCCGGCUGGAGCAACUGGGAGUGGAAUAUGGUCCUACUCUGAAAACUGACAGCCGCCUCUCGUACAAACAGCCUUUACGGAAAAACCCCAUGAACUUCACGUGA
This is a messenger RNA of Oncorhynchus masou masou (cherry salmon), 969 nucleotides long. Its product is annotated as KICSTOR complex protein ITFG2-like. Lineage: Eukaryota; Metazoa; Chordata; Actinopteri; Salmoniformes; Salmonidae. Gene Ontology annotation, cellular component: KICSTOR complex. The record is from RefSeq and is a predicted model, not a curated record. Gene Ontology annotation, molecular function: protein binding. The transcript has 9 exons. Gene Ontology annotation, biological process: regulation of TOR signaling. The coding region runs from base 1 to 969 and encodes 322 amino acids.